AUGUGUGACGCGUUUGCUGCGCAGCAGUGGGUGAUGGUCAGGGUUGGUGAUUUCCAGUAUGAUGGCCCAUGGGGCGUUGACACAAUGCCCCUUCCGGGAGACGAGCUCUCCUUUGCACUUGGCAAGGUUGGCAAUGUAGCCUACAUGGCCGGCACCUUGGAGGAACGGAAGCGGGCCAGGGACUACCUCAUGUGGCUCACCUGGCAACGCACCGGCCCAGUGAACAUCGACAUAGCCGGUCGGGACGAUGUGAUGGAAAUGGAGGUGCCGGAGGAGAUGCGCGGCUUGACCAAAGCUGCCUCGCUGCGCGAAGUCGAAAAGGAGUCCGGAACCUUCUGCUUCUUCCAGGGAGACAGCAGCACAUCAGAUGUGCUGUUGAUCUGUGGCCAUCGUCAAGAGGCGCGGGCGUAUGCGGAGCAGUUGCUUCACGACCUGAUGAUGAAAGGCUCAGUGCAGCAGCGUCCCAAGGCACCGCGUCGACAAGGGCGUCGGCAGCGGAAUCCCCGGAUGCGGAAUCGACCGCCGAAGAGGAAGGUUGAGAGCAGCAGCGAAGAGGAAGAGUCAGAGUCAGAGGCAUCCGUCUCCGAAUCGGAGUCGCACUCGGAGCUUUCGCUUCACAGCGAUGAGCGGGAGAGGGCUUCCGAGCGGGUGGCUCCACCGCCCCCGAGGCAGACCAGAGGGUGGGGCACUGGCCCUCGCAUCCGGCAAUGGGCCUCGCAGGAUGACACUGAUUCUGACGACGAGAUCGUUCCAUACUGGUGCGUUGGCAUUUAUGUAGAUCGCUUCGUGCCGACUGAUCUUACAUUUGCAGCUCCUCGGUUUUGUCUGGAUAUUGUCGCUGGGAUGGGGCCGCAGUCGCCGUCGAAGGACACAGCCAUGGAUCCAGAGAAGCUCUUCGAUGGGACGACAGGCACCAUCUCCGUUGCAGGCGUUCCCCCUUACUUCUUCGUGUGCGACCAGCACGUUGAGAUUCUGUUGCCGAGCUAUCAGCCAUGGGAAUGCUUGUUCUACCAAGCACAGAUGUAUGUGCUGGAGCAGGCGUCCCUACCAAGCGGGAAGUGCCAUGCAAAAUGCCUUCGAGCGGUCUUGGCCUGCGCUGGGACGUGCGGCAGCUUGAGGCCCAUGGGUGCCAAACUGGCCUCCUCUUGCUGUACUGCUGCUGAACCGGAAGAGGUGGUGCUUGCACCAGAGUAUCAUACUGACUUCUUGGGGAAGCCUUUGUUCUACAACGAAGAUUCACUGCUGGAUCACACUGUGGACAUCAACAAUGCGAAGCCUGAGGCAAAGUGGCAGGGUCAGAAAGAGGUCAGGAAGGCUCAUUCUAGCUUCGACUACCCGGCCUUCUGCUGCAAAGCAAAAGGCCCUGGGUCACUUGCUGAAGAAACAGAUGAGGAGGCCUCCCGCGAUGCCAAAGGCAAAGUCUGCCAAGAAGGCGAAAGUAGCGGGAAGAAGGGAUCGAAGAAAGCGCCGAAGGCAAAGGCAGCCCCUGCACAGGAGCCUGAGUCUGCGGAAGAAGAGGACCGGCGCCAGUGCACCAAAAAGAGGCUACGGGGCCUGUCGCACGGCAAGGCCGAAGGAGUGGAGGAGGAGGCCGCAGAGGCCGUUGAAACGGUAGAGGCACCCGUCCAUGGAAAUGCCCUUGGACUGAUGUCCAAGUCGAAAAUCCUUGAGCCCAGACGGCGAGCUGCCGGCGAGCAAUUUGAGCCUCGCCGUCCUAAUGAUCCCAGAUGGUCUGCACAGCAUGGCGAUCUUCGUUCAGAUUUGGGGCCUAUCUUUCCCUUGGUCAACCUCUCCUACCCAGAAGGAUUUGCCGCGGUGCAAUGCCAAGAGGACGGUAGCGGCGUCGCCAGCUACCCUUCAGGCAAGAAGGCGGUUUGCGUGUCAUCGCACCAUCAAUCGAGACGUUUCAGUGCCCUUGCUUAUGCACGCUCCGUCUUCAGCGUCAAGACUGCUGUCUCGGAGACUUCUCCACAUUUCCGUUCUGCCAGCCCUGACGACCCCAAGCGCGAUCGCGGUCGCACGAGACUUCUGGGGGCCAUGGAUGAAUGGGGCAUAGGCCUCUUUGAGUCUCCACCUGAUGGAACGGGUUGUCGAGGCUCCUACGAAGUGACGCCGACCCAUGUCAUUGUGACCACGUCUGGGCCGAACGGUUCUAAAACUCGCAUGAGCCGUGCGGCACUGGCUGGGGACACGACCUCGCUUGAUCCAUUAAGCUUGCGCCUUUGCCCAGAACUUGUGGUCACAUACAACCCGGCAAGCGGAACGACUUCACUGGAUUUCAACUCCGGAGGUGUAAGCUACACCUUCUAUGUUGGUGAAGUCUGGAAGCUGUCCUCCCGUGGACAUGGAUUGCCAGCCGCAACGAAUCCUCUAGAGAUUAAUGGUACGAUCAAUCUGUCUUCGCAGGCUUCUCUCGAUACUUCAUGCGUGAUCAUGACAGAAAGCACGAGCUUGCUUGACAAGACACUCAAGAACAGCAGUUCUUGUCUGAGUACAACUGCUGCAAGUCUGCAUGAAACCUCGGCCCCAGCCGCAAAGCUCAAGAAGUCCGCGUCUGAAGGAACCAUGAGGCUUCCACUGGAGGCCUUCAAGCAGUUUGCAGAAGGCCGCAUCGAUUUCACACAUGACCACCUUCUCAAGCAGAAUUUGGCGAACAAGGUCCAUCCAAAACUUGGAAGGCUGCCCAUUAACAAGGCUCUGAAGGAAGGCUUUCUGUGGCCUCAGCCACACCCAGGAAAGCCCUACUCGGAACCCGUGGUUCUGAACCCACCUUCUUCCUUACAGUACAUCCAAUGCCAUGAAGUGGCAAGCCGAGCCGGGAGCCUUGAGGGUGGCCAGUUGAUGGUUGUGCUGGUGGUGGCCAGCUGGGCUCGGAAGUCUCAGUACAGCUCCAGCUCCCAUGCCCAUGUCAUGGCCGAAGCUGCCUGGUCUGAGCUAAAGGCAGCCGGAGACAACGUGCUCUUCUUCGUAACAGACUUGGCAGAAGCUGGUGCCAUUCAUUCAGCUGGCAAGAAUACUAAUCCCCUAGUCGCAAACUGUGGUGUUCGGGAAGCUCCCUGGCUCCUGAUGUUUGCGCGAGGUGAGCUGGUGUUCAGCGAGAACCCAACAGGACCUCGGAACGGAGGGAUCGGCUUCGCAUCCCGUUUGCGAUAUAUGGCAUUUUCGAAGCCUCGUGUGCUUGUACUGGAGCCAGCGCCAUCAGCAUCCUCCAUGCAGAGUGCUGCCGCUACCGCUGUCGCCGAGUCGACCAAAGCCAUUAACAACUUCCAGCUGCAGCUCCAGACGCAGGAGGUCUUGAAACGGGCCCAUUUCGACUUCGACUUGGCAGUCAGCACUGUGGAUGCGAUGAGAAUGGCUUUGACGGUGCAGCCAGCGUAUGGGAUCCUUCUCUGCAGCUCUGAAGUAGGUCCGACGGCCUUCUCGGAGCUCGCAUCGCGACUCAGAGAGCGGAACCCGAAGGCCCUUGGAUUCAUAUGUCAUGACAUGAAGUGCUUGGGGCCUUUGGAUGACUCCAUGCAGAUGCUUCUCAAGUCUGACUCCAAUCCGUUGGCUUCUGGGGUUCUGUUCCGACCCAUCACGAAGUCCUCUUUCGAGCGCGUCUUGGUUGGAAAUCCGGAUACGAGGAUAAAUUAUCCGACUUGUGGAAUGGUAAAGGAGGCCGUGGAGAAGCCGCGCGCUUGGAGUUACAUCGCAGCCCACGAUCUCAACCUCACUCUAAGGCCUCGAAGAACCAAAGCGAACCGCCUGAAAGAGGCCCUGGAGGAGGAGGAGGAAGAGGAGAAGGAGCCCAAGGGCGUGAUUUACCUGGGCGAAGCACUGAAGAAACGGUACUUCUCCCAGUUCGGCCAAGUCACUCGCAUGCGCCUGGCGCGCUCCCGCAAGACCGGAGGCUCCAAGGGCUACGCCUUCAUCGAGUUCAAAGAGGAGAGCGUGGCCAAGAUUGUGGCAUCUACCAUGAACAAGUACCUUCUGUUUGACAAGUCCCUUGUGUGUGAGUUCCUGCCCAGAGAGAAGGACACUCGAAAAGAGAGGCGAGAGAAGGAAGUCAUACAAGACAACGACCGACCAAUGGUUGAGGUCAACGGCGUGUCCAUUCCGCAGCUCACAGAGCAGCAGGAGAAGCUGGCCAGCCUCGAGGUGGACUUUGAUUUAGACGAAGUUCUCAACCAAGGAGGCACGGCCGACGAUGAGGCGGAAGAGGAUGCCAAGGAGGAGAAGGAGCCUGCCAAGAAGCGUCCCAAGAAAAAGCCGAGGAAGCAGGCGGCCGACAGCUUGGGCGCCGCAGGCGAAAGACUGCAGCGGAGCAAGCAUCUGCAAAAGAACCAGGACUGGAACUCCCGUGAGUUCCUGCGAGAACUCAACCGCCAAGCGAGGAGUGUCUCGAUGGAGUUCAAGCCUUUUCAAGAAGUUCUCGAUCACUCGAUCAGGUAG
Symbiodinium necroappetens is the source of this 4431-nucleotide messenger RNA. Lineage: Eukaryota; Dinophyceae; Suessiales; Symbiodiniaceae. The record is from the annotation of a GenBank genome assembly.